Molecule: messenger RNA, 5860 nt
Organism: Scomber scombrus (Atlantic mackerel)
Lineage: Eukaryota; Metazoa; Chordata; Actinopteri; Scombriformes; Scombridae
Product: ubiquitin carboxyl-terminal hydrolase 15-like
Exons: 22
Coding region: 1-3309 (1102 amino acids)
Biological process (GO): protein deubiquitination
Molecular function (GO): cysteine-type deubiquitinase activity
Source: RefSeq, a predicted model, not a curated record
AUGGCGGAAGGAGGAGCGGCCGAUCUGGAUACCCAGAGAGGAGAGGUCGCGGCACUGCUGAAAACACAGCUAAGAAAGGGAGACACUUGGUACUUGGUGGACAGUCACUGGUUCAAACAGUGGAAGAAAUAUGUGGGAUUUGAUAGCUGGGACAAAUACCAGAUGGGAGACCAGAAUGUCUACCCAGGACCAGUUGAUAACUCUGGUCUUCUCAAAGAUGGGGAUGUGCUGGCCAUCAAGGAGCACCUCAUUGACGAGCUGGACUACAUCCUGGUCCCAACGGAGGGCUGGAAUAAGCUCGUCAGCUGGUAUGGCUUGUCGGAGGUUCAGGAGCCAAUUGCACGCAAGGUGGUGGAACAGGGUAUGUUCGUGAAGCACUGCAAGGUGGAGGUGUACCUGACGGAGCUGAAGCUCUGUGAAGACAGCAACAUGGACAAUGUGAUCACCAGACGCUUUAGUAAAGCUGACACAAUAGACCUGAUAGAAAAGGAGAUGAGGAAGCUGUUCAGCAUCCCCGAUGAGAAGGAGACCAGGCUUUGGAACCGGUACAUGAGCAACACCUUUGAGCCUCUCAACAAACCUGACAGCACUAUUCAAGACGCGGGCCUCUACCAAGGACAGCAACAGCAGACGGAGCCUCAGUUUCCUUCUUCAUGCUGUCUCCUGCAGGUUCUGGUAAUAGAGCAGAAGAAUGAGGAUGGCUCAUGGCCCCGAGGCUCCACAGCACCCAAGUCAUCUGGUGCUUCCAAUCUCUCUGCUUUGCCAAAGAUCUCGCCUUCAUCUCUCACAAACAAUCAUAACAGCAGCUUCAACAGCAGGAAUGUGAAGAAUUCAAGCUAUAGUCUGCCAUCCUACCAUCCUUACAGCAACAGCUAUGACUACUCAGACCAGAGCAGGCAGAGUGAGCGCUCAGGCCUCUGUGGACUCUCCAACCUGGGCAACACCUGCUUUAUGAACUCUGCUGUGCAGUGUUUAAGCAAUAUCCGUCCACUGACGGAGUUCUUCCUCAAAGACAAGUACACAGACGAGCUGAAUGAGGACAACCCACUGGGCAUGAAGGGGGAGAUUGCCAGAGCCUACGCGGAGCUCAUCAAGCAGCUGUGGUUGGGCAAAUAUAGCUACGUCACCCCAAGGCCUUUCAAGACCCAGGUGGGCCGCUUUGCCCCCCAGUUCUCGGGCUACCAGCAGCAGGACUCUCAUGAGCUGCUGGCCUUUCUCCUGGAUGGCCUUCAUGAGGACUUGAACCGCAUCAGGAAGAAGCCCUACAUACAGCUCAAGGAUGCUAAUGGCAGGCCUGAUAAGGUGGUGGCAGAGGAAGCGUGGGAGAGCCACAUCAAGAGGAAUGACUCCAUCAUUGUGGACAUCUUCCAUGGCCUUUUCAAGUCCACCUUGGUGUGUCCCGUGUGCUCCAAGGUCUCCGUGACAUUCGACCCUUUUUGCUACUUGACUCUACCACUACCCAUGAAGAAGGAGCGCACACUAGAGGUUUAUUUGGUCAGAUUGGACCCUAUGGCCAAACCCACACAGUACAAGCUGACCGUGCCGAAGGUGGGCUACAUCUCCGACCUGUGUACCUCCCUCUCCAGCCUGUCUGGGGUGCCUGCUGAGAAGAUGAUUGUAACUGACAUCUACAACCACCGCUUCCACCGGAUCUUCGCCACUAACGAGAACCUCAGCAGCAUCAUGGAGAGAGAUGAUAUCUACGUGUUUGAGGUAGCGGUGAACAGGGUGGAGGACACAGACCACGUAGUGAUCCCAGUGCACCUGAGGGAGAAGUACAAGCAGUCAGGCUACAACCACACCAGCACGCCGCUGUUCGGACAGCCCUUCCUCAUCGCCGUCCCCAGAACCCUCAGUGAAGACAAACUCUACAACAUGCUGCUCCUACGCCUCUGCCGGUUCGUGCGAUGUCCUGUGGAGGAGGAUGAGGAGGAGGAUUGUGAAGAGACGCAGUCGUCCAAACAGCACACUGUCAACGGCAACGCCACUAAUGGACUGAUGGAGGAGGGGUCGCCAAGUGAGAUGGAGACGGAUGAGCAGGAUGACGAGUCCAGUCAGGAUCAGGAGCUGCCGUCUGAGAACGACAACAGCCAGUCAGAGGACUCUGUGGGCGGGGACAAUGAACUGGAGAACGGCAUGGUCGCUCCGCAGAACUCCACCAAAGUUCAGCAGACGGCCGGGCACAACAGAAAGAGACUUUUUACAUUCCAGUUCAAUAACAUGGGCAAAACUGACUUCUCCCUCAUCAAGGAGGACACCAGGCAGAUCCGUUUUGAUGAGGGACACCUUCGACUCAGUGACCGCUCUUAUCUCUCUUUGGACUGGGAACCGGAGAUGAAGAAGAAGUACUUUGACGAGACCGUUGUCGAGGACUUUGAUAAGCACGAGAGCAUGGAGUACAAGCCUCAGAAGAAGGCGUUCUUCAAGCUGAACGACUGCAUCGAGCUGUUCACCACGAAGGAGAAACUGGGAGCAGAGGACCCUUGGUACUGUCCGAACUGUAAGCAGCACCAACAGGCCACUAAGAAGCUAGACCUGUGGUCUCUGCCGCCGGUGCUGGUGGUCCAUCUAAAACGAUUCUCCUACAGUCGCUAUAUGAGGGAUAAACUGGACUCCCUGGUUGACUUCCCACUCAGAGAUCUGGACAUGUCCGAGUUCCUGAUUAACCCCAAUGCUGGGCCUUGCCACUAUGACCUCAUCGCUGUUUCCAACCACUACGGCGGGAUGGGUGGAGGCCACUAUACUGCUUAUGCUAAGAACAAAGAUGACGGAAAGUGGUACAACUUUGAUGACAGCAGCGUGUCGCCUGCCAACGAAGAUCAAAUAGUGUCCAAAGCAGGGUACGUGCUGUUCUACCAGCGCCAGGACACCGUGAAAGGCACCGGCUAUUUCGCUCUCGACCGCGAGGAAGAGCAGGAGGAGGAGGAGGAGGGAGAAGAGGAGGAGAACGAAAGCGAGGAGAGGAAGGGCGCCUCGUCCGCUUUAGGGGCCUCAUCUUCCGCAGCCGCCACCGCCACCGCCUCCGCCACUACCUCCGCCUCUGCCUCUGCUUCUGCUUCUGCCUCUGCUUCUGCUUCUGCCUCUGCCUCUGCCUCCUCUGCUUCCGCUGCCCUGAGUGACGAGGAGGACCUGAACGAGAACCGGCGCAGGAAGAACGACAAUGAGCAGGAACAGGAGGAGGAGGAAGAGGAGGAGGAGGAGGAAGAAGAAGAAGAAGAAGAAGAAGAAGAAGAAGAGGAGGAGGAGGAGGAGGAGGAGAAGGAGGAGGAGGAGGUGCCCAAUCCAGACGUCACCAUGAAAACCAACUGAGGCAAAUGAAAUAAAUGGAGAGAGAGAGAUUGGGAUCUUUCCAUCCAAAGCCAUAUGGACACACAGCAUGGCAGCGGGCGCCACCAGUCCCACCCAGCCGCUCGGAUUCGACCUCUCGACAGGCGGAGCCGCUGUGGGGAUGAAGGCUGUUUGGUCAGAGUGCUGCCGGGGUACGCAACAACGCUAAAAAAAAAAAAAAAAAUCAGGGCCCUCUGUGGUUGGAUCACUGUGUGUGUGUGUGUGUGUGUGUGUGUGUGCGCGCGCAUGUGUGAGAGUGUGUUGCCACGUCCAUCCAUUUACUUUGUCUAAAGGAUUUCGCUCACCCGCUCUCUGAAAAGAGUCACUGAACGUCACCUGCGGACCGACUCCGAGGCUUCACGCUCCUCCGUGUGGCGCUCCGAGUCUCCCCCUUUUGCUUUUUGUUUUCCUUUGUUGUUCUUUUAUAUAUAUAUAUAUAAUGUUUUUGAGAGCAAUGCAUCAUUGGCAUAUCAUUUUUAGUAUCGUUUAGACCUUGUAUAUAUUUUAAACACUGAAUUAUAUGUGGUUUCAUGAUGCGCUGAAACAUUUUGAACUUGCACAAUCGCCAACCAUCCACUUUUUUUUUUUAAACUUUAUUAUUGCCAGACAUACUGCAAAUGUUCAAUGAUGACUCAGAGGUUUUUCUCACAUUUAAAAAAAAAAAAGGUUUAGGAAGCUGCCUUUAGUAAACCAGUGGUGAGACGCGUCUACCGUCUAGAUUCAACAUAGAGAAGUGAUGCCUGUAGCUGUGUGAGUUUAUUAAGUGUCAAACAGCCAAACUGUCCUAGCUCUGUGCUGCUGCUGCUGCUGCUGCAAUGAUCCUUCAUAUUUUGACAGACUAUCAGUGUAUCAGCAUGAACCUUAAUCUCUCAAGGUCCUGCUUUUCUCGUCUCUCUAGCCUCCUCCGUUGGAAAUUACCGUAACCCUAAAAUAAAACAGGAUCAAGACGUCAUCCAGCUAACUCCUGACAGACUCUGUAAGCGCAUAUCUUGAAUUAGGAAAACAUAGGGAUGUUUCAGAAAUCCCUCAUGUUCAUAUCUACAAGCACUCUGUCUUAAAUGGUGAUAGCGUGCAUGAAUUGAAAGUUACUCAGAGAUCCAAAUGUAAAAAAACAACCUUCUCUUCAGCUCUCUCCGUAGGUGUUUUUUAAAAGCUUUCUCCUUCUUCUUCAUCAUCAUAUUGGAGGCACUGAGAGAUUAGGAACAUGGGUGACUUCGCCGACAUCAGAUGGCACCGUCUUUUGUUUGGAUCACCUCGGCCUUAAAUUCUUAAUCUCAGACCGGUGGCCUUUUUCUUUGCACAUCACAAUCACGCGCCGUCUUUGUCUCACAUCACCCCCUCCCCUCUCCCCCUUCAUACACGAACACUCGAAUGUCCGUAUUAUUUGUAAGACACUGCUUUUUAUAUCGCAGCCAUGUUUUUUGUUUUAAAUCCACACGAGGGCCAGAAUGUAUGCUGAAUGAAAUGAACACUGACCAGAUGUAUGUGGUUGAUGCCUUUUUUUUUUUUUUUAUUAUUUCUUCAUAGGGACAGAUUUUUUCCUCUCUUUUUCUCUUUUCAUGGCUCCCUUUCUUGGUUUGGUUGAAUGUGAUGGUAAUGGGUUCUUCGCCUUUGAUAUUAGCCGUAUGAAUUCAUGAGUAAUGCUGAAUGCGUCCCCCUUUUUUUUUUUCUUCCCAGAGGUGGAAAAUGCUUCUUUGUGGUCCUGAGCUUUGAGGAUGGGGAGGGAGGGAGACAAAAAACAGAACUUUUUUUUUUCAGGGGGGUGAGUCCGCUUAAAAGGCCUUUCAGCUUUUGGGAUCAUGAUACAGUGAAAAUAUUUUGUGGCAGAUGGUUGCAGGAUAUUCCUCCAUCAGUGCAACUCAUGAUGAAACUAUUCUCCAUGGUGGAGUGCGCCUCUUACGUUUUCUUUUUCUACCUGUUCUUUCCAUUGUAAACAGCAUUAGCGUACCUGUUGUUGCCUCAGAAUAUUAGACGCGCUCCACGCCUUGAUGAGCAUCUCCGUGCUUCGACUUGAGUGGGCUUUUACUUCCUCAGCGCUGCCUUGCCUUUUGGGGGGCGACUCACCCCUCCCUCCACCUCCCCCUCUGCCUCCAUCCUGACUGAGUGAGAUGUGAUUGCUACUAUAGGCUUAUACAAUUCUGUACAUAAGAGUUCACUCUGUGAGUGCACAUUUGAUAAAGUUUAUUUAUUUAUAUGUAAGCAUUUAAUAAUAAACAGACAAUAUAUUUAAAAUCUUGACAAGACCUGAAAUGUCGGGGUGGGAGGUGGGGAUCUGUGGCUCCAGUCCACACAAACACACUAGUUUGCGAAGUCUUGCCUGUGCUAUUGUCAGGGAGGGAAUAUUUUUUAAAAAACAAAACAAAGGAUGGCUCUUGUUGAUCUGGGACUUUUUUUGUAAAAAAUAAUCCAGACAUCCUUGCAUGAUGACAUUAAGGGGGUUUCCAGGUUUGGCUGCACUUGAGUUCACUUGGGUUUACAUUUGAAUUGUGCAUGUGUAUUUAUACACAAUCUUCAAUAAAGUUGUGUAAAGCUU